AUGGAGGGCGACAAUCAAGGACGCAUGUCCACCCUCCGCCUUGGCGGUAGUCACUUGAGCUUCUUCCAGAAACUGUCGGUCAACGGCAAGGACUAUGGCCAACUUGUCGGCCUCCGUGCGCCGAACCAAGAUUAUCCCACGCAGGACGUCAACAAUGCUGAUAUGACCUGCGGCAAGGUCGCCUUGACAUCCAAUGAGGUCAUCUCCGUCGCGCCAGGUGACAAGGUUGGAGCAUGGUGGGGACACGUGCUUGGAGGCGAACAAAUCCCCAAUGAUCCAGACCACCCUAUCGCGAGGUCGCACCACGGCCCGAUCACAGCAUGGCUUGCCAAGGUUGACAACGCCGCUACGGCUCAGAUCGGAACCAAUCUGAAAUUCUUCAAGGUGGCUGAGGACAAUUUCGAUGUAGCUACUAAUACGUGGGGCGUCGACAACAUGAUCAAGAACGGUGGAUGGAGCUACUUCAACAUGCCGACGUGCAUUGCGCCCGGCGACUACAUCCUCCGAGUCGAGCUCAUCGCGCUUCAUGGAGCAUAUUCCCCCAGGGGAGCCCAGUUCUACAUCUCCUGCGCCAAUAUUCGGGUCUCUGGAGACGGUACCUUCUCGCCAACCGAGACAUUCAGCUUCCCGGGAGCUUAUCAGCAGAACGACCCUUCAAUUCUUGCCAACAUCUGGGGCCCCACUCCUAAUGUUGCCGAUAACAGCGGCAAGCCGUACCAGGCACCCGGAAUGCGCCCAAUUACUUGCUAG
Messenger RNA from Scedosporium apiospermum, 750 nucleotides. RefSeq lists its product as uncharacterized. The transcript has 2 exons. NCBI's taxonomy places the organism in Eukaryota, Fungi, Ascomycota, Sordariomycetes, Microascales, Microascaceae. The coding region runs from base 1 to 750 and encodes 249 amino acids. The record is from RefSeq and is a predicted model, not a curated record.